AUGAAGCUCACCACGCGCAAUUACCUGUUCUGGAGGACACAACUCCUUCCCUUUCUCCGUGGCCAAGGCCUACUGGGAUACAUUGAUGGUAGUCUCCCGUGCCCUCCGGAGACUAUAUCCGUCACCUUAGCUUCUGAUGAUGCUGCGGCAACGACAUCCACAACGGCGCCUAAUCCCGCGCACACCGCCUGGUUCCAGCAGGACCAAUCAAUUUUGUCUUUGCUAAUCUCGUCCUUCUCGGAUGAGGGAAGCAGCUCGCCGGCAGAUUAUUUGGGCAAGGCGCAGACCAUUGUUGAAGCCCUCGCUCUCGCAGGCCGCCCUCUCUCGCCGAACGAACAAUUACUGUAUGUGCUGCAUGGUCUCCGGCCUGAGUUCUGGGCAAUGGCGAGCUCGCUCACCGUCUCCGGCAACCCCAUCACGCUGUCGCAACUUGCUGAUCAUCUGCAAGCCCAGGAAUUUAUACACGCAGAUGACUUCGCAGUGGACUCCGGCGCUGAUGGCUCCCCGUCAGCCUUCUUCGCUGGUCGCGGUAGUGGCACUGGUGAUCAGGGACGGCAGAAUGGAGGUGGACGGUAG
Messenger RNA from Ipomoea nil (Japanese morning glory), 576 nucleotides. RefSeq lists its product as uncharacterized. The record is from RefSeq and is a predicted model, not a curated record. Lineage: Eukaryota; Viridiplantae; Streptophyta; Magnoliopsida; Solanales; Convolvulaceae. Bases 1 to 576 code for a protein of 191 amino acids. The transcript has 2 exons.